Taeniopygia guttata (zebra finch) is the source of this 2675-nucleotide messenger RNA. RefSeq names its product acrosin-like. Gene Ontology annotation, biological process: proteolysis; acrosome reaction. Gene Ontology annotation, molecular function: serine-type endopeptidase activity. The record is from RefSeq and is a predicted model, not a curated record. Lineage: Eukaryota; Metazoa; Chordata; Aves; Passeriformes; Estrildidae.
GGCAUUGAGACUUUUUUUUUUUUCCUUAAGGCCUUGAGUUACAUUUGUUCAGUUGAUUUUUCUGUCUCAAGCAAAGGAAGUGAAAAUUCCACAAAUUAUUUUUAAAAAUCAGAAUGUGUGUUGCUUUUAAUGUUGCUGCAAAUUCUGUAGGAUUUUUGGAUGCCAAGUAAAAUCUUGUAUCAUUGUCAAAGUACUGGCACAGGUUGCCUGCGCAGAGAAGCUGCCCCAUCCUGUUAAACAUUUGAGGCCAGCUUGGAUGGCACUCUGAGCAACUUUGUAGUGGAAGGCAUCCAUGUGCAUGGCUGGGGUUUGAAACUAGUCAAUCCUUGAGGUAGUUUCCAAUCCAGACCUUUCUGUGGUUCUGUGGCUCUACGUUGCCCUUCUCCCCAGCCUCCAGUGGUCAGCACCGUGCCCAGAACAUGGAACCAGUCCCUCUGUGACAUCAGCUCCAGGGCCAAGGGCACUGUGGCAGUGCAGAUUCUGUGGGCACUGCGUUGGCAGCUGCACUGGAGUGACAAGCUCUCUCUCCUUGCAGCUGACUCGUGUCUUCGACCACAAUGAUUUUGCUGUGCAUCCUCAUCCUUCUGGCCCUGUGCAGGCCUGCACAAGGCACCUGUGGGCAGACCUGUGGGCUCCGGCCCAUGGGUACUACCGUGGGCUCAACACGCGUCGUGGGCGGCACAGACGUCAUGCCGGGGACUGGAGCCUGGGCAGGCAUUGCCAGCGUCCGUUGCUACUGGAACCCGCCGGUAUCUGUGCACGUCUGCGGAGGGACCCUCGUCGGCGCACAGUGGCUCCUCACAGCUGCCCACUGCUUUGUCAACCGCACCAACCCCCUCAGCGAGUGGGCCAUUGUGCUUGGGGCCACCUCCUUGGGCCAGUCAGGCCCUGAUGUGGAAGUGCGCCGGAUUAAGCGUCUGGUCAUUCAUGAAAAAUACACUCCUCAACUUGAGUAUAAUGACGUCGCCUUGCUGGAAUUGGACCGUCCAGUCCGGUGCAGGUCUUCUAUCCAGACUGCCUGCCUGCCUGGUCCUUCGGUGAAAGUGUCGGACCUGAAAAACUGUUACAUUGCUGGCUGGGGUGACAGAAUUGUCAAAUCAUCGGGAAGAGAUGUCCUGCAGCAGGCCAAGGUCCAAGUGGUGGAUAAACAACUCUGCAACAGCAGCGACUGGCUGCAGGGGUACAUCUACGACUUCCACGUGUGUGCUGGGCAAGGCGGUGUUGGCACCUGCCAGGGUGACAGCGGCGGGCCUCUUGUCUGCCAAGAUAGGCAUGCUGGCUUCUUCUGGCAAAUUGGCGUGACCAGCUGGGGAGUAGGCUGUGCCAGACCUAAACGGCCUGCAGUCUCCAGCUCCACUCAGUACUACUACAACUGGAUCUGGAGCACAAUGGGAAGAAAGCCAGCACCAGCAGUUGCUCCAGCGCCAGCACCGCUGCCAACCUACACCGCAGCCCCCCUGCAGACAGUAACUCCAAAACCAACACAACCCUGUCCAUUUCCACGUGAAAAGCUGCAGCAAUUCUUUGAUCUGCUGAAGGAUAUCUUGCGGUACCUAAAGGAAAAGAUGUUAUGAACUGCAGAAUGGACCACCUGCAGUUCACACUAUAAUGGGCUACAACCCUUUCCUUCUGAGUUACAUUAAUUGAAAUUUCAUUAAACUGAAUUAAAUUUUAAAUUGCAAGCAAAAAAAAAAAAAAAAAAAAAAAAGACCUGUAUUUUCUACUCUGAGAAUACUCUCCAUCCAAAUUUUAUAAAAUCCUACUGGCUUGAUCACUGCCCAAGCAGCCUUUAACUCAGGGAACCCUUCACCCUCAUCUAGGAAGAACUUGGCUUCACUCUCCUUUCUGUACAGUUCAAUGCCUUCCCUACAGAUAUUAAUAUAUCUACAGUGGAAAAGUAGCAUCCGGCACCUUAAGUCUGCAACAACAAGUGCAAGAAACACAACACUAGGAAAACGAGAGAAAGGGAAAAAAUGGGUGCAGAUGUUGCCCUGUCAUUAAGAAUGUGAAACCCUUCUCUGCACUAAGGAUGAUUUUUUUUCCCUAUCAGAUGGUAGCUGGGCUUUUUGACCAAUGUAGAAACCUAGGCAGUAAAGAAGUAACACAUUGCUAUGCCCUAAACACCAACAGCCAUCAAGCAGGCUAGUUAUAACAGGAUGUGCCUGGAAAGGGGAGCCAUAUGAAGGUAAGGCAGCACCAUUCUGGAGCUGAAUUUCCUGUUCCAGUCCAUGGUGACCACACAACAUAAAGGACAAUUUAAGUGCAGGAGUGGGGUCAAGGACCAAGCAAGACCAAUAGAGGGAGAAUCAAGACCACCAAAACCCACAAAGCCCCCCAGCCCAUUUCCAGAAAGAUCCAGAAUUCUGGGCUGCACAUGCUAACUCAUUUGUAUGAAGAGUGAGGAACCUAAUCUCCAAAUGGGGAAAACUUACCUAUAAAAAUGUACCAGAAGGGUGGCCUUCUCUCAGGACCCUGAACACCUGUUGGGUGGAUCAAUGCUGGACCCAGGACCAUGAACUUCUUUCCUCUCCUACCUGAUUUCUUUUCCCCUUCUUCUUCCCUCUAUUCUUUUAUUCUUUUUUUUUCCUCUUACUAUUAGAAGAUAGUGGCAAAACACAUACCAAUUGCCAUGCUGAGUGUGUAGUUUGUUAAUAAAAAUUGGUGAGGUUUUUUUG